This is a messenger RNA of Pistacia vera, 1630 nucleotides long. RefSeq names its product 7-deoxyloganetin glucosyltransferase-like. Lineage: Eukaryota; Viridiplantae; Streptophyta; Magnoliopsida; Sapindales; Anacardiaceae. The coding region runs from base 58 to 1509 and encodes 483 amino acids. The record is from RefSeq and is a predicted model, not a curated record. Gene Ontology annotation, molecular function: UDP-glycosyltransferase activity. The transcript has 2 exons.
UUCAGCGAGCCCCAUUUUUUAUUGUCUCAACGCAAAAGAAAUUUUGAAAAAACAAAGAUGGAUUUGAAGUCAGUAGUUGAUAAACCUCACGCUGUUUGUAUUCCAUAUCCAGCUCAAGGUCACAUUAAUCCAAUUCUCAAGCUGGCAAAACUCCUUCACCUGAAAGGCUUUCACAUAACCUUUGUCAACACUGAAUACAAUCAUAGACGUUUACUCAAGUCAAGAGGCCCCAAGCUUCUUGAAGGUCUGCCUGACUUUCGCUUUGAAACCAUCCCGGACGGUCUCCCUUUUUCUGACGCCGAUGUCACCCAAGACACUCCUUCUCUUUGUGACUCCACCUCCAAGUAUUGCUUUGCCCCUUUUUGCAAUCUUAUUCGUAAACUCAAUGAUACUUCAUCUUCCAAAGUCCCACCCGUCACUUGUAUUGUCUCAGAUGGUUCCAUGGCCUUCACUGUCGAUGCUGCUGAAGAGUUCGGAAUCCCUGAUGUACUUUUCUGGACACCGAGCGCCUGUGGCCUUCUAUGCUAUACGCAGCUCCAUCUUCUUGUUGAAAGAGGUUUAACACCGCUUAAAGAUGUUAGCUACCUCACCAACGAGUAUCUGGAAACUACUGUAGACUGGAUUCCGGGGAUGAAAAGUAUUCGUUUACGGGAUUUUCCGGCUUUCAUUAGAAUUACAGAUGCAAAUGACAUCAUGGUCAAUUACAUCAUCAGGGAAAUUCAGAAAGCUUCCAAGGCUUCUGCCAUCGUUUUGAACACGUUUGACUCCUUGGAACAAGCUGUUUUAGAUGCCCUCUCAGUCCUGCUGCCUCCUAUUUACACCAUUGGUCCCCUUCCGUUGCUUACCCGUCAGAUUGCGGAUGGAAAAUUAAAUUUCGAUCUGAGUUUGUGGAAAGAACAGUUUGACACAGUAGAAUGGCUCGAUUCGAAGGAACCCGGCUCUGUGGUGUAUGUAAAUUUCGGAAGUAUCACUGUCAUGACUCCAGAACAACUCAUUGAGUUUGCUUGGGGACUAGCUAAUAGCAAAAUGCAAUUUCUGUGGAUAAUAAGGCCCGAUCUUGUUGCUGGUGACUCAGCAGUUCUUGCACCAGAGUUUCUCACUGAAACCAAGGACAGAGGCAUGUUAGCUAGCUGGUGUCCGCAAGAGAAAGUGCUAAACCACCCAUCAGUAGGAGGAUUUUUAAGUCACAUGGGAUGGAAUUCAACGAUUGAAAGUAUAAGCAAUGGCGUGCCAAUGGUUUGCUGGCCAUUUUUUUCUGAGCAACUGACCAAUUGUAAGUAUGCUUGUAAUGAAUGGGGAAUUGGAUUAGAGAUUAAUAAUAAUGUAAAGAGAGAUGAAGUAGAAAAGCUUGUGCGUGAGUUGAUGCAGGGAGAGAAGGGUAAAGAAAUGAAAAAGCGAGCAGUAGAGUGGCAAUUGAAGGCAGAAAAGGCUAGUGCGCCUGGUGGUUCUUCAUACCAAAACCUCGAGAAACUAAUUGUACAAGUGCUAUUAGAAAAGCAUAUAAAUUGAGGGAGUUGUUGCUGCGUCUGUGUCAAUGCAUAUAUAUAUAUAUACACUAAUUUUGCUAGUCUUUCUUUGGGGUUGAAACUGUUUGUCGCAUGCAUUCCCACAUGUUCAAUUUUUCAAGUGU